CUUAUCACCAGUAUUAUUUUUUACCGCGUUCUUGCUAAUCGCCAGGGCUACACUGUGCCCUUGAAGCGCAUAAUCUUCCCUGAACCUCAAGCAGCUCUGAGGAGCGCUGACAGUCAUCAAUGAGCAGCGAGUGGCAGAGGAACUGGCCCAGAGUGGGGACCCCCCCACCCCAGGAAGUCCUCCGGGGCUGGGCUCAGCGCAGAACCAGAGCUCCUGCCCCCCGGGCCACCUUCACUCUCUCCCCACUCAGGGAUGGCUGCCACCUUGGGCCUAAACCACAGCUCUGUGUCUGAAUUCAUCCUCGUGGGCUUCUCCACCUUCCCGCCCCAUCUCCUGCCUGCCUUCUUCCUGCUGUUCCUGCUCAUGUACCUGUUCACGCUGCUGGGGAACCUGCUCAUCAUGGCCACUGUCUGGAGCGAGCGCGGCCUGCACACGCCCAUGUACCUCUUCCUGUGCGCCCUGUCCAUCUCCGAGAUCCUCUACACCUUGGCCAUCACCCCGCGCCUGCUGGCAGACCUGCUCUCCACCCGCCGCACCAUCGCCUUUGCAGCCUGUACCAGCCAGAUGUUCUUCUCCUUCACGUUUGGCUUCACCCACUCCUUCCUGCUCACGGUCAUGGGCUACGACCGCUAUGUGGCCAUCUGCCACCCUCUGCGCUACAAUGUGCUCAUGAGCCCCCGUGGCUGCACCUACCUGGUGGCCUGGUCCUGGGCUGGUGGCUCGAUCAUAGGGCUGGUGGUGGCCACAGCUGUUUUCCACCUCACUUUCUGUGGACCCAAUGAGAUCCACCAUUUUUUAUGUCAUGUGCCCCCUCUCUUGAAGCUGGCCUGUGGAACUGAUGUACCAAUAGUGGCCCUGGGUGUGGGGCUGGUGUGCAUCACUGCCCUGCUGGGCUGCUUUCUCCUCAUCCUCCUCUCCUAUGCCUUCAUCGUGGCUGCCAUCUUGAGGAUCCCCUCUGCUGAGGGAAGGCACAAAGCCUUCUCCACCUGUGCAUCCCACCUUAUAGUGGUCAUUGUGCACUAUGGCUUUGCCUCUGUUAUCUACCUCAAGCCCAAGGGUCUGCACUCCCAGGAAGGCAACACCUUGAUGGCCAUCACCUAUACGGUCCUCACGCCCUUCCUCAGCCCCAUCAUCUUCAGUCUCAGGAAUAAGGAGCUGAAGAUCGCCAUGAAGAAGACCUUCCUCAGUAAACUCUAUCCCUCCAGCAUCUAAGUGGCCAGUGUGGGGGUGGUCUUAGAAUAAGGUAGAAGGAUGACCAUACCCUCAUCUGUACAAUGGGGUGAACAAUGACUACCUAGUAAGAUUAGUAAAAAGUGAACGAAC
Molecule: messenger RNA, 1323 nt
Organism: Nyctereutes procyonoides (raccoon dog)
Lineage: Eukaryota; Metazoa; Chordata; Mammalia; Carnivora; Canidae
Product: olfactory receptor 10H2-like
Exons: 1
Coding region: 253-1212 (319 amino acids)
Biological process (GO): G protein-coupled receptor signaling pathway
Cellular component (GO): membrane
Molecular function (GO): olfactory receptor activity; G protein-coupled receptor activity
Source: RefSeq, a predicted model, not a curated record